This is a messenger RNA of Ciona intestinalis (vase tunicate), 1620 nucleotides long. NCBI's taxonomy places the organism in Eukaryota, Metazoa, Chordata, Ascidiacea, Phlebobranchia, Cionidae. The record is from RefSeq and is a predicted model, not a curated record.
AUUAGGGAGAACCCCGCAGUGACAAUCUAAUUUAUUUUAAGCGUGUUGUGUUUUGUGUUUAAUAAUCUGACAGCUUUUGCCAUGACUCCGACGUUAGAUUGUGUUGCAUCGUUAAACGAUCACGGGGACAGAGUAUGGGACGUGAAGUGGAAUCCUAAAGGAACACUGUUGGCGACUUGUGGCACAGAUAAAACCAUACGGAUAUGGGGAAAAGAAGGUGAUAAAUGGGUUUGCAAAUCAAUUCUUCAAGAUGGUCAUCAAAGAACUAUCCGUAAAGUAGGUUGGUCCCCAUGCGGUAAUAAACUAGCUUCUGCAAGCUUCGAUGCCACUAUUUGUAUCUGGGAUAAAAGUUCCGGACAAUUUGAAUCUGCUGCCACAUUAGAAGGUCAUGAAAAUGAAGUAAAAGCAGUAGCAUGGUCACAAUCUGGAGAAUAUUUAGCUACUUGCUCAAGGGAUAAAUCAGUCUGGAUCUGGUCAGUUGAUGACGAAGAAGACGAUUUUGAAUGCGCGGGCGUUCUUACUGUUCAUACACAAGACGUAAAAGACAUAGCAUGGCAUCCUUUUGAACCGAUUGUUGCAUCUGCCAGUUACGAUGAUACGAUAAAAUUGUUUAAAGAAGAUGAUGGCGAAUGGCUUUCAUUCGCCACCUUGUCCGGUCAUUCGUCUACUGUAUGGUCAGUUUCGUGGUCAAAGGACGGUAGGCGGUUAGUGUCAGGUUCAGACGAUAAAACAAUAAAAGUUUGGCAAAAAUAUGAACCUGGUAAUAUGGAAGGAAUUGCAACUAAAGGAGAAACUCCUACUUGGAAAUGUGUGUGCACCUUAUCUGGCUAUUUUAAUCAACCAAUAUACUGUGUCACUUGGUGUCAUCAAACAGACAUGAUUGCAGCAUGCAGCGGUGACAAUUCUAUUAUAGUUUUUCGUGAAGAUGAGAGCUCUGGGGAUUCUGAUCCUAUUUUUAGUGUUGUUGCCUCAACUCAGCAAGCACAUGAUCAAGAUGUUAACGCUGUGUCAUGGAAUCCAACCACACCAGGCCUUUUAGCAUCUUGUAGUGAUGAUAGUUGCAUUAAACUGUGGAAAAUAGAAAUUGACGGAUGAGCAUUGAAUUAGUGCUUGUCAUACAGAUGGUCACUAAUACUGUUAAGAAGGAAUUCUGGUCUUAAUUAUUGUUUUGUGGCCCUGGAUUUUCUUUGCAACUUUAUGCUUCAAUAGGAAUGUGAUGACUGACGACCUAUUUUUAAACUCUAAUUUCUCUAUAUAUUAUAAAGAACUAUUUCUUCUUAAAAAUAAGGGCAUGACUUUACAUGGGUAUUUCAAUUGGAAGAUUUAUUCUUUAGUGCAAUUGUUAGGAGGUAAUAACAAAAAAUAAUUAUGUUGGGAACAUAUCAGUUUGAAACUUCAUCUACCUUAUUCUCUGGCCACAGUCCUUAUUUCUUGCAUUGUAGUGAUUCAGUAUUUGGACAACUAGCACAGGUAAGAUGCAAAUAGAGUUUGGUCACAAAGAAAUAACUUUUAUUAGCUGCAUUUAUUUAAUUGAGUUUGCUAUGUGGCAUAUUUCAACGACUCCAUAAUAACUUAGGCAAACACAUAUGCAAGGUUAAAUGCAAUGUAGCGUGUGAGACC